CUUGCUGCUCUUACGUGUUUCCGGGACACGGCAUUUUCUUCUUCCGGAAUACGUAAACAUGGCGCCUCCAGUCCCGCUGUUAGCAGUUCGUGGCUCAGAUGGGACGUCUCUGCUCACAGGUCCUCCACAGUGUGAGCAGCACUCAGCCUUCACCAGGGACCCUCGGCUCAGCAGGUGUCUGACCUUCAGCAGAGAUGGGACUCUGUUCGGGUGGUGUAACGGACACAGUGUCUCCGUGGUGAAAUCCUCAGACAGCUCCAUCGUCUCGACCUUUGACCUCCCAAAGACGGCUCUGCUGGAGUUCUCUCCUCUGAACGGUGUCCUGGUUACCUGGCAACCAUACACCAAGGCUCAGGACAGUCCUCAGGGGGAGGCCAACCUGCAGCUGUGGGACCUGCACAGCGGUCAGCUGAUCAAAGCUCUGUAUCAGAAGAAAGUCGACUCCUGGUGUCCCAGCUGGUCUGAUGAUGAGAAGAUCUCUGUGAGGAGCGUCAACAACGAGCUGCACUUCUACGAGAACAACGACUUCAACUCCAUUGCCAACAAGCUCCACAUGCAGAAAGUCUCAGACUUUGUGUUGUCACCUGGAGGUCAGCCCAGCAAGGUCGCCGUCUACGUCCCGGGCAGUAAAGGAGCUCCUUCGUUUGUGCGUCUGUACCAGUACCCGGUGCUGGGAGGACCGACGGCAGCGCUCGCCAACAAGAGCUUCUUCAAGGCCGACAGAGUCGCCAUGCAGUGGAACAAGAAAGCCUCAGCAGUUCUGGUGACAGCGAGUACAGAGGUGGAUAAAACCGGAGCGUCAUAUUACGGAGAGCAGACGCUGCAUUACCUGGCUGUGAACGGAGAGACGGCUCUGGUCCAGCUGCCGAAGAACGGUCCGAUCUACGAUGUGGCCUGGAGUCCGAACUCGGCAGAGUUCUGUGUGGUUUAUGGCUUCAUGCCGGCCAAAGCCACCAUCUUCAACCUGAAAUGUGACCCGGUGUUCGACUUUGGAACUGGACCGAGAAACGCUGCUUACUACAGUCCUCAGGGCCACAUCCUGGUCUUGGCCGGCUUCGGGAACCUGCGGGGUCAGAUGGAGGUCUGGGACAUGAAGAAGUACAAACAGGUGUCCAAACCUCAGGCUCCGGACGCCACUCACUUCUCCUGGUGUCCUGACGGCGAACACGUUGUCACGGCAACCUGCUCCCCCCGCCUGCGGGUCAGUAACGGUUAUAAGAUCUGGCACUACACCGGCUCCGUGCUGCAUAAGUGGGACGUGGCGGCCGGGUCCGAGCUGUGGGAGGUUCGCUGGCAGCCAUUCCCCGAGGGCAGCUUCCCCGAGCGACCCGUGAAGUACCAGGCGGCGCCCAGCGAGCUUGGAACCACACAGGCUCCGCCCACACAGGCGUAUCGCCCACCUGCACUGAGACACCUGCCGGCCACGCCCAGCGCCAAACUGCACGAGGAGGAGCCUCCUCAGAACAUGCGUCCAGGUGUCUCAGGGGAGAAGAGUCUUUCUAAAUCAGCUCUGAAGAACCAGAGGAAACGAGAAGCAAAGAAAGCAGCUAAACAGGAGUCAAAGUCUGAACCUGAGCCUCAGUCUGACUCUGUCCCCAUCACCAACAGCCAAUCAGAGCCGAGCAGUGGUGACCCGGAGAUGGACAAGAAGAUAAAGAAUAUAAAGAAGAAACUUAAAGCCAUCGAGGAGCUGAAGGAGCAACAGGUGUCAGGGAAGGUCCUGCAGAAGAACCAGCUGGAGAAGAUCCAGAAGGAGGAGCAGCUGCUGAAGGAGCUGGAGGAGCUGCAGAUCUGACAGUAGGAGGCGCUGCAGGAUGGAGGAGGCUGAAUGCUGCUUCUGUUUCUUCUUCGCUGAAAUAUUUUAGGUUUCCGCCGUUUCCUUCACCUGACACCUGAGGACAGGUGGGGGCGGGGCUUGUCUGUUUUCAUGCAUCUGCCUGUCAUCAAGUCAUUCCUCUGUUUCUGGAGGUUGACCCAAAGGAAUUCUGGGAAAUGUAUUUCACUAACAAAUUAAGAGUUUGUCACAGCUGAAACUGGAGGAGCCUUUAAAGGAGCAGUUUAACAACUGUUGGACUGUUCCUUUAACACAGUGUGUGUGUGUGUGUGUGUGUGUGUGUGUGUGUGUGUGUGUGUGUGCGUGUGCGCGCGCGCGCGCGCAGCCCAUUGAACCCUGUUGCUAUGCAACAUCUGUAUAGAUGCUGAAGCCUUUGACAGUGUUCCUUUCAGAAUAAAAGCCUCCUGUUUGUGUCAGUUCAGAGGUUUUAGAUCAAAUGAAAUAAACUCUUUGUAAACACA
This is a messenger RNA of Lates calcarifer (barramundi perch), 2295 nucleotides long. RefSeq names its product eukaryotic translation initiation factor 2A (gene eif2a). The record is from RefSeq and is a predicted model, not a curated record. Gene Ontology annotation, biological process: translational initiation. Lineage: Eukaryota; Metazoa; Chordata; Actinopteri; Centropomidae. Bases 59 to 1795 code for a protein of 578 amino acids. The transcript is spliced from 15 exons. Gene Ontology annotation, molecular function: translation initiation factor activity; ribosome binding; mRNA binding. Gene Ontology annotation, cellular component: cytosolic small ribosomal subunit.